Elaeis guineensis (African oil palm) is the source of this 423-nucleotide messenger RNA. RefSeq names its product beta-carotene isomerase D27, chloroplastic-like. Lineage: Eukaryota; Viridiplantae; Streptophyta; Magnoliopsida; Arecales; Arecaceae. Gene Ontology annotation, biological process: strigolactone biosynthetic process. The record is from RefSeq and is a predicted model, not a curated record. Gene Ontology annotation, cellular component: plastid. Gene Ontology annotation, molecular function: cis-trans isomerase activity.
AUGGCGUGCAGUCUUCUCCUUCCCUAUGGAGGCCCUAAAGCUAUUCCAAAAAUCCACCAGAGACCAGCCCACAAGCUGAAACCACCACCUUUGUUCGUCGCAGUGAUGGCCGAGCCUAAGAAGGCGGUCGGCCGAACAACACCGGCGAUGGACAAGACGGUGUACAAAGACAAUUGGUUCCACCGUCUCGCCAUCCACCACCUAUCAGAGAGCCUCCAAGCAACAGCAGGGAUGAGGAACAAGAAAGAAGGGUAUGAAAGCAUAGUGGAGGCUGCGGGGAUGGUUAGGAGGAGGUAUGAUGCCAAGGGACAGCAGGAAUUGGUGAUCCAAGCACUCAACAUGGCCUUUCCAGGAUUCAUACUAAAAAUGGCAAGUCCUGUCUUUUGCUUGGUCAAGGACCUAAUAAUGAAGUUGAUACUAUAA